CUCGUGGAAAGGGACCACAACAACAAACAGUGCGCAACACACUUCUACAAAGAGACAGCCCUCUGCUGAACAUACAGCUACACAGCAUCAAUAGGAGUUAAAAGAGGAAGACGAGAGGACAGGAAAAUGUCAAGGCAUCAGAUUUUCUGCUGAGAUCCUGAUAAGAAUCCAAAGUGGGACCUUGAGGAAACUUAUAAAGAGAGAAAAGAGGGACAGGUAAGAGAUGAUGACAGUCAUUGAGUGCAUUUGUGACCUGUUUUACUAUAUGUAUAAUGUUGGCACUGCUUUCAAUAAUAGUAAUAAUAAUAAUAAUAAUUCAUCUUAUUUGUACAGUGCUUUUAAAAACACUCAAAGACGCUUUACAUAGUGCUUAAAACCCAAGGUAAUAAAACAAAGACAUAAAAACAGGAGAAAUAAAAUGAAUAAAACAGUUAAAUAUUAAAUGCAAUUUUAAAUAAGUGAGUUUUUAAAAGGGAUUUGAAAGUAGUGGGGUCAGGGCAGUGUCUGAUGGAGGGUGGUAGGGAGUUCCAGAGGGUGGGGGGCAGCUGUGGAGAAUGCCCGCUAAGUUAAGACGACUCAAAAGUAAGAGACAUCUUCUAGUGCUGAUGUUGAAUUUCCAUCUCAAAAUCCCUAUUAAACCCCCAGGAAGCCCACAGUUCACAUGGUGUUGCUUUAAAUGCAGAGAAAUACAUUUAUCUUUUGUAUCCCCCUUUGCUCUUGAGAUGCAAAAGAGGGGAGAAAUUUGCAGCCAAACCUGUCGAGUUUAUCUACAAUGAAGGUGAAAACAUUUUUGAGGCUCUGCAUAAAACACUGCGACAUAACAACAGUACCAUUUGUUCACUGAUAGGAAAAUAAAGAAUAAAAAGACAAUGCUAAAACAGGAAUAGCUGCGCAGGUGUUUCUGUCGUAAUCUAUCCAGACAGACAGUCUCCAAAGUAAUCAGACAGGCGUACCGUGGGCCCUGUUCAUAAAAUGUCUGAGUGGGACUGCACUGAACGAGGCUGAUGUCACUGCAGUGAAAUAAAAAAAAGGAGUAGUGUGUUAAAACUGCUAUUAUAAAAAAGUUUGAACACUUUGUCAGGAGAGAUAAAACAUUCAUGAGCACACAUUUGCUAAGAAUCAAAGUCUGAACAUAACACAUCUUCAUUUUUUUACUCUCUUCAGCUGAAAAUGCAUCAACUUUGAUAAUCGGACUGUUGCAUACAGACCAGUACAUUUCCCUGUUCGGAAUUUGGGUUGCACAAAAAUCUUUUUUGUGAUUUUGUUGGAGGACUCCAAAAUUAUUUGCAUUUUAUAUUAUGGCUGCAUGACACAGGACUCUGUGGGACAGAAAUCAGUUGACCUGGCAAGUUGGACCUGCUUGAGUUGACGAAACUCAUGAUCAUUUUCUGUAUCCCAAAGCAUUCCAUAUGUUUUUGGCAUGGAAGUUCUUGGUAAAGCAGGUAAAAACAAAAGGAAUAAAAUCUACUCUGCACUGUAAUUUGAUCUAGUUUGGACCCAGUUAGUGGUUGAUAAUCAUGUUUAACAUCAAGCCCUAAGAAGAUCAAAAAAUAAGAAACUAUUUCAUUGAAAAUCUUAAAUCAGUAUUAUUGCUUGCACAAGGUAAAGACAGAUUUUUUGGCUUCAGUUGCUUUUCAGAUACAGCUACAGUCUCCAUCCUCAGGAUGGGCCAACCAGCAGAGAGCAUCUUCCACUACAAAGACCAGGAGCAGUCCUCCAGCCUGCUGCUGCAGCUGAACAAACUGAGGCGGGAGAACAUCCUGACCGACGUGUCGCUGUGUUCAGAUUGCACAGAGAUCCCGUGUCAUCGUAAUGUUCUGGUCUCCAGUAGCCCGUAUUUCAAGGCCAUGUUCUGCAAUAACUUCUUAGAGAGCCAGCAGACCAAGAUUAACAUAAAGGGUGUCACAGCGACCAUCCUGAGCAGUGUCAUUGACUAUGUUUACACCGGACUCAUUAGUAUCAGCAUGGAGAUCGUGCUGCCUUUAAUGCAGGCUGCGUCCAUGUUACAAUAUGGCCGACUCUUUGAGGCCUGCUCAAGUUUCCUGCAGAAUCAGAUGAGUCCUGACAACUGUUUGAGCAUGAUAAGACUCUCUGAGAUCAUGAAUUGUAAAAGUUUGAGAGACAAAGCAAAGGAAAUGGCCAUGAAGAGCUUCUCUGAUGUGUCAGCAUCAGAGGAUCUGUGUGAGCUCUCUUUACCUGAGCUCAUGGGAUACCUGGAGGAUGAUAGUCUAUGUGCAGAGGAGGAGCAGGUCUUUGAAACUUUGGUCGCUUGGAUCCACCAUGAUCCUUUAUCCAGACGAGGGGCCAUCAGUGACCUUUUUAAGAAAGUCCGUCUUCGCUACAUCCAUCCCACCUACCUCUUUCAGUUCAUAGCCAACGACCCUCUGAUCCAGUCGUCCACCCUCUGCACUGAGCUCAUUGAAUCAGUAAGACGACUCAUGUUUGCUGUCAGCACCAAGUGCAUCAGUGACACGGUAGACUUCAAACCUCUGUGGGUGGCACCAAGGCGUUACUCCUACCAUGAUAUGUUGGUGGUGGUGGGAGGGAGGAAGAACAACGAGCAGACGUCCAGAGAAGCCCUCGUCUUUGAUGCGAAGACUGAAAAAUGGCAGUGGCUCGCCAAGUUGCCUGUUCGUCUCUAUAAGGCCUCUUACGUCGCCCUCCACAGUGUGCUAUAUGUCAUUGGAGGCCUGACCAUGAACACUAAGUUUAGCCAAAUCAGUUCAACUGUUUACACCCUUUCCCUGAAGACCAACCAGUGGAGGACAGCAGAGCCGAUGCUGGGACCUCGCUUUGCCCACCAGAGUGUCUCCUACCUCCACUUCAUCUUUGUCCUGGGAGGCCUUGGCCCUGACAGACGACUGACAGGCAGUGUGGAAAGGUGAGAUGAACCAUAAUUCACUUUAUAAACAUAAUACACACAUACAUACAGCAAAAUCAACUUAUCUCUCAACAUUGAAAUCAGAUACAACAGCAUGUUCAACCAAUGGGAGACCAUGGCGCCAAUGCCCGAGGCUGUGCUGCACCCUGCAGUGGCUGCAACAAACCAAAGGAUCUAUGUGUUUGGAGGAGAAGAUGCCAUGCAGAACCCAGUCAGAUUAAUACAGGUGAGAUAAAGUGAUUGUCAACUGUGAUCUGGAGACAGAAUCUGAGUCAGGAUGUGAAGAUAUUAUCCUGCCACAUUUUGAGGUAGAAUAACACCCCUUAGCUGAGUCCUAAUUCAAAGGCUGCAUCCUCUGAUAAGUGCAUUUAAAUGCUGAUUGUCUCCCAACGAUGUGAUGAAAGCUCUGGGAUAUAUAUCAGGCCACAAAGGAUGCACCCAUGUUUCCUUCACGGCCUGGGGUCAACAGCUGUCCCGUUUUUGAGGCUCCUCCAAGCACAGCCUCCUACCUUUCCUUGGCCACAUAUGAAGGAGCUUUUAAAAUGUAGCUGCUUUUGACUCCAGACAGUGAAGGAUGCUCAGGGUGAAUCAUUUGUGGCUAAACAUAUCCUGUGAUUUUAUGCACAAAGAUUCAACUGAUAUGGUGGUGCCCAACCCAAAUAAUAUACUGUUAAAUACAAUAAAUGUACUCUGUGGAAGAGCAUGCGAAUGCUUAAGAGGCAUAUAAAUGCUACUAAAUAAUGGUGAUGGUGGUUAAGUUACGUGACAUUACUCAUGUUAGGUGGUGCAGCAAACAGGAAAUCCUCUGUAAACCAAACCACCUAAUUUCAGGUCAGUCUAAGCAGGUCAUCCAUGCUAUAAAGGCUGGAACCUUGAAGAAUUCUACUCAUGGGUUUAGAUUUUAUGUCAGUCUAUGUCAUCUCAUGUUAACCCAUUAACUCCACAUUUAGUAUAUACUGAUGAUAAAGCUGCUGGGUAAAGUGCAUAUCAGUAUCAAAUCACCCCAUUCACAAGCAUUCAAAACCCACUUGCUUUGCCUCCAGCUGUGGGCUUUGUGUCUUAUCCAUGGACUGUAUUACAGUUAACUCUGUGUUUUUCCACCAGCAAUAGUGCUGCCAGUAAUCUGUGCUUUCUAAUCCUGCUGGUACUGGGGGGGUGUACUAAAAUCAAAUACUAAAGUAAGCAUUGGCAAAGACAAAAAAUGGUACUGGAAGAAAUAUUAAAAUCUUACAAUAUGAUAUAGCUCUGACCUAAGACCACUGCUUUUUCACUUAAGGACAGAAACUGUUCAAAAUGGUCACAUUUUGAAUAGAAGUUUAAUGGUUUCAAUACCAGAUGUAAAUGUGGUACAUGCUGCUUAUUUUUAUAUUGUUAAAUCCAUUUACAUUGAAUCACUUUCUCAAAUUUCAUUACCUUGAACCCUGACCCCCUUCUUCUUCCUUUAGGUGUAUCACAUUGCCAGGAACAUGUGGUCCACGAUGGAGAACAGAACAGUGAAGAAUGUGUCCGCUCCUGCUGCCAUUUUGGAUGAGAAAAUCUACAUCAUUGGAGGUAGAAAACUGCAUAAAUGGACUAUAAAGAACAGGAACCUUUCUUUUUUUUCUAGAGUUCAUUUAAGUGUUUGUUGAUUUCUGUUAUGAAUGAAGUUGUAAGGACACAGACCUACAUUCUGCUUGGUCUAAACACACUGCCCCUCUCAGAUGAAUGUGCGUCUCUGUCACAGGAUACACCAGGAGGAUGAUUGCAUAUGACACCAAGGCCAACCGGUUCAUCAAGUGUGCCAACCUGAAGGAGCGGAGGAUGCACCACUCUGCCACCGUCCUCGACAACAAGCUCUUUGUCACCGGUGGACGUCACAUCAACGGCCAUGAUGUCAUAGAGGACUCAGACAGUUUCGAGUGCUACGACCCAAAGACAGACACUUGGACAGCAAAGGGGACUCUCCCUUAUAAACUGUUUGAUCACGGCUCCCUGACUCUGACACAUGUCUCACAAACAUGGGCAAAAUCAUAGCUGUGGUCUAGUUAAUAUCUGAAUGCAAGUGACUUGCAAUUAACUUGAACAGGUUUCUUUUUUAAUCAAAGGAGUUGAUGCUCCUGACAAGGAGAAAAAUGAAUCGUGCAUAGAACUGUGAUUUAAUUUUUCACGUAAAUAUAAAACAGUAUUGACACUUUAACUGUGCUCAUUUGUUAUUCCACAUCUUUCCUAUGUUUUGAAAAGGCAAGACAACCUCUGAAAACACCCCGCCUGCUGCACAGCCGCUCUUUAACCUGUCUGAGUUCAUGAAAGCUGUAGGUUUUAUUUUGGUCCGCUCUAAAUCAUGAGAUUUCACUUGUCAAGUUUGAAUCCCAGGGCUUUGUUAUGUUUGGUGAAG
Messenger RNA from Xyrichtys novacula (pearly razorfish), 5255 nucleotides. The record is from the annotation of a GenBank genome assembly. NCBI's taxonomy places the organism in Eukaryota, Metazoa, Chordata, Actinopteri, Labriformes, Labridae.